AUGCGGUUGUUGUCCCGCGGAAGGUGUCUCGGGGCCUCCCUCGCAGUCUUCCGCUUCUUCCUCCUCCCCCGCCCCCCCAGUCUCCCUGCGGCGCCGCCGUCGCCUGCGCCGCCCCCCGCCGCGGCUUCGGCGUACCCUGCCUCCGCGUUCGCCUCCUUCCCUGGCUCUCGAGGCCUCUCCCCCGCUCUCAUCGCCUCUGAGGCGCUGCAGCAACACCAAGAGGCCGCCGCCGGCGCUGCACUCUCCCUGCCGCUGCAUCUCCUGCGCCUUCAGCAACAGAGUGCGCUCGCCAAACAGCAGGGCCUCGCCGCGCAGGCGGUGGGCGGCAGCCUCAGCGCUGGAGGGCAGGCCGGCGGCGCCAUUUCUGCGUUCUUGCAAGCGAACCGCCUCCCGCAGCAAGCUCUCGCCGCGCUCCAGCAGCGGCAGUUGAGCGCCCAGCAGCGCAGCGGAGACACCGCCUCCUCGGGGAAAGUCCACUGGGUGCAGUGCGAUCGCUGCGACAAGUGGCGGGUGGCGCCGUUCGAGAUCAACGCGACGACUUGGGUCUGCGCACAAAACACGUGGGAUCCUCGCUUCGCGUCCUGCAGCGUCCCGGAGGAGACCAACGUGGAGCCCGACUCGCCGUCCUCCAGCGACGCCGCGGACGCCGCACCCUCCGGCGCUCAGCUUCCGACCCUCGCUUCCGGCGCGGGCGGAGGUGCUUCCUCCGGGGUCGCGGCGGCGGGUCCUGCAGGCAAGGGGAAGGGUGCGGGGGGUGGCGGGGCUGCAGCCAAGUCGCGAGCGGCUCGCCCGAAGAAGAAGGCGACGCCAGACGCGCCGGCUGUCGCGGCGGCAGCUGCAGGGGCUGGCGGGCCUUCUGCGGGGGGGGCGGUCGGAGGCGCGAAGAAAGGCCGCGGCGGGGCUGGGGCGGGAGCGGCGCGGAGGGAGGCAGGCGCUGCAGGCCCUGCGCUGCCGAGUGGCGCUGCAGGGCCCGCGGCGGGCGGCGGCGUUGUGAACAUCAGCAGUGCGGCCUCCGCACUGAUGGCCGCAGGGCUGCCGUUCUCGGCGCUGCAGCACGCGCAGACGCAGCAGCUUCUGCAGCAUCCGCUCCUGGCGGGCUCGCAGGGGCCGGGCCGCGGCGGGGGCGGGGCGGCGGGGCUGUUCGCUUCCAAGCGCUCGCCGAGUCUGGCGCCCGCGGCGUCGGGCGCGCGGGCGGGCGAUGCGCAGCUGCUGCAGCAGCACCUGCUGCAGCAGCACCAGCAGCUACAAGGUCAGCGGCUGCUGCAGCAGAUUCGGUCCUACGCGCACGGGCUUCCCGGCGAGCAGGCCGCUGCGGCGCAGCUCGUUUUUGAGCACUGGGUGCAGUGCGACGCGUGCAACAAAUGGCGCCGCGCGCCCGUCGAGAUCACCAGCGAGAAGUGGUUUUGCCGCAUGAACACGUGGGCUCCGCACUUUGCCUCCUGCGAGGUCCCGGAGGAACACGACCCUGAAGCCCACGACAUCGACCCCGCGAACCCGCUGCCCCCGGCCGUGCUGGCCCGCGGCGGCGCCCGCGCGACCCCGAAGGGCGCCGCCGGCGGCCGCGAGGAAGAAGACAAGCGCGGAGGUGCGCAGAAGCGACAGAGGAGCGCGGCUGCUGGCGCCGGACGCGGCGCCAGCAGUCGAGCGAAGGCCAGGAUCGACAAGGGUGGGGGGGCGGCACCCGCGCGCGCGCGGGCGACGGGCCCCGGCGCGCGCGGCGACGCAGACGCCGCCCUGUCGUCGCGGGAGUCGCUCCUCGAGGGCGGAGAAGAAGACCUGAAGACCGAGCGGGGGGAUUCGGGUGGCGCCGAGGGCGCGCUCGCCUCGUUCGGAGGCGCCUGCCUGCCUGCCGCGGCGACGCUCGCCUCCCUCGCGGGCUUCCCCCAGGGCAGCUUGGGGCUCACUGCCUCCGGCGGCCUCCAACUGCCUGGACUCCCCGCAGGUGCUGCAGCUGCAGCGUCGCAGUUCGGCGCCGUGGCGGCGGCGCUGGGCGGCGUCGAACAGGCGUCGCGGCUCCUCUCCGGCGUCGCGCGGGUUUCCGCCCCGCAGACGGGGGUCGCGGCCUCGCCAGUCUCGGCAGUCCCGUCCCUGUCGUCUCUGCUUCCGGCAGCCUCCGCGCUUCCGGCGGCGGGUGAGGAAACCGCGUGGCCGCAGUGCGCGAGCUGCGGCAAGGCCAAGCGCCCCGCUGAGGAUGCAGGCGCCGAAGAGCGCUGCUGCUGCUGUCCUAACGCGUGGGAGGCGGCGCCGCAGGACGCCUGGGAGGCCCCCGCUGAAGCGACUCCGGAGGCGGGGGUCGCCGCAGCGCCUGCCCAGGGCGACGGCGCGCGAGAUAGCGCGACAGACAGCCAGUUCGCGAACGGAAAUCCGCAGGCCCUUCCUCUCGCGGCGGGCGAAAGUGAGCUGGGCAACGCACAGACGACCCUCCGCGGGCAAGCUGGGGGAGCGACCAGCGGGGGCAGCCCCGGUCUUCCGCUCCUCGCCGCGGGAGCUCCUCUCGCUGGGUCCGGUAGCCAGCUGAACCCUCAGCAGCGGCUGCAGAUACUUCUUCAGAUGCAGAGCGCGGCAGGUGCACUCGCCCCUGCGCCGCAGGCCAACGCAUCGGAAGGGGUGCCCCUCGAGGCGGAGACGCCUGCAGAUGCGGGCGACGGGGGGGAGAAGGGCAAGGCGGAGGCGACGCAAGAGGAAGAAGAAGAGAAGGAAGAAGGGACGGAAGACACUGGAAACGGCGGCCGAAAGCACGAAGACGACGAAGAGGGAGGCGGCGCUGGGGCCUCCCACGGCGGGACUGGAGCCGCGGGAGGCGGCACGUCUGGCGGCAGCGGCAGGGCUCCGGCCGGCAGGCAAGGGGACGGCGACUGCGGGAAGAGAGGUGGAGGAUCUGAGAAGGGCGAGGGCGGCGAAACGGAGGGCGAGAGCAGCCCAGACAUCGAUGCGGCAGAAGAGCAACGCCAGAGUUCGCGUUCGCAUUCUGCAGUGCCCUCUGUCUCUCUUUCGAGUCCGUCAGUGGAUGUUUCGGCGUCUUCUUCCGCGCGUCCUCUCUCCGGUGCGCUUUCUGCUUCUCUCUCCUCGUCCCUCACCGCGCCCUCGCUUUCGUCUUCAUCUCCCUCUGUGGCAGCGUCGAUGGCCUCGCAUGCCGUUUCCCCGCUUCCGUCCGUCCCCUCCCUUCCUGCCGCGACCGUCGCCCCUGCGCGCGCUGUGGAAGGCGCUCUCGCCGCGAUGCUGAGCUCGCGUUUGGGCUGCGCGGGCGUCGACGGAGAGACAGGCUCUCUCUCGCCCUUCUCGUCUUCGUUUCUUUGCCUACUGCAAAAGGAGCUCCAAAACGCCGGUCGCGGCGCCCCCUCUCUCGCCUGUGCUGAAUUGAACGGUCACUCACCGAGGCGUGGCUUUUUGGCGGGACUUUCUGGGGGGCGGGCGUCUGUCGUCGCUUCAUUCUCUUGCCUUCUCUUCAGAGACGUCCAGCGCGUGUUCCUGGCGAACGAGCGGAGUGGAAAGGCCUAA
This is a messenger RNA of Besnoitia besnoiti, 3498 nucleotides long. RefSeq lists its product as uncharacterized. The record is from RefSeq and is a predicted model, not a curated record. Bases 1 to 3498 code for a protein of 1165 amino acids. NCBI's taxonomy places the organism in Eukaryota, Apicomplexa, Conoidasida, Eucoccidiorida, Sarcocystidae. Gene Ontology annotation, molecular function: zinc ion binding. The transcript has 4 exons.